Messenger RNA from Pseudovirgaria hyperparasitica, 923 nucleotides. RefSeq lists its product as uncharacterized. The transcript has 2 exons. The record is from RefSeq and is a predicted model, not a curated record. Bases 251 to 793 code for a protein of 180 amino acids. Lineage: Eukaryota; Fungi; Ascomycota; Dothideomycetes; Acrospermales; Acrospermaceae.
CAUAGAUGGAUGAGUAAUAAAGUAGACCCAGUCGCAACCUCGUCGUAGUCAUCAUAGCCUCCUCCCGCCCGCCUCCACCAGCAUCGGCCAUCGCUAUCAGGCACCACAACAGGCACAGGCACAGACAGGCACACUCACUUCCACUCCUCCUCAUAUCCAUCUCUUCGCACUGACAGGCUUGUCGCUCCCUCCUCUGUGUCUACCUCCUCUUGUCAUCAGCUGGCCGCCAAUUGUGUUUGUUUGACUUCGGAUGCUUGUUGGCUUGUCAAUUGCAAACAAGCGUAUUACUGCUCAUUCUCGUUGCUCGCCUACUACCGACCGUAGCGUGUUGAUAUUUCCCCGCUAUACACACCCUCCACCACCAAAGGCCGCACCAGCGCGAGCCGCCUUUCCAGCCACAUCACUAUUUGCUUUCGCUGCUCUGCCACCACUGCCCAUCACUUUAUCCUCUUCAGCUACUUCGCCUUGCGCCUCAGCCUUCAAGACGACGAAGCGACUUUUCCUCUUUCUCUCUCUCUCUCACUCUCUCUCUCCCCCCAGAGCCUUUCUUUCUCUCUCUUCCAUUCCUCCAGUCACAUCCCAACCUCUUCUGUCGUCUCGUCAAUUUGUGCUGCAGAACAGACCCGCUUCGCGACACUUGCGCCGCCUAAUUCAAAGCUGCCGACUCGAGAUUUGCAUUCGCCACACCUUCUGGCCCGACUUUUCUUUUCCCGUCGCAGCUGCAGCUUCAUGCGACUCGAUACCGGAGUCGCUACGAGGCUCUGAAGGGAGAACUGCGACCGUCGCAUACUAGUCUCACUGCUGGCCGCCGUCCUCCACACUGGCCUUGCGUAUUUUUUUAGAGCUAUUCCGGCUUGCUAGCGAAUGCUGCGAUCCGGACAUCUUAUCCGUAGCAACCAUCCAUUGAAGACGAGAAACCUUCC